Molecule: messenger RNA, 1593 nt
Organism: Colletotrichum karsti
Lineage: Eukaryota; Fungi; Ascomycota; Sordariomycetes; Glomerellales; Glomerellaceae
Product: nuclear transport factor 2 domain-containing protein
Exons: 4
Coding region: 1-1593 (530 amino acids)
Biological process (GO): protein deubiquitination; ribophagy
Cellular component (GO): ribonucleoprotein complex; cytosol; Ubp3-Bre5 deubiquitination complex
Molecular function (GO): mRNA binding
Source: RefSeq, a predicted model, not a curated record
AUGGCAACCAACGGUAACUACACACACCCGGACCAGUUCAAGGACGCUGUCGAACAAACAUCUCCAGGCCCCGCCCCUACGAACGAUGCCGCCGCAUCAUCUGUCAACAACAACAACCUGAGCAAGGAUGAAGUUGGUUGGUAUUUCGUCGAGCAGUACUACACCACUCUGAGCAAGAACCCGGAAAAGCUUCACCUGUUCUAUGGAAAGCGUUCCCAGUUCGUUUACGGAAUGGAGGCUGAGGUUGCCAACGUUUCUGUCGGCAGACAAGACAUUCAGGAGAGAAUUAAGUCGCUUGACUUCCAGAACAGCAAGGUCCGAAUCACAAAUGUCGACUCCCAAGCCUCCUUCGACAACAUCGUCAUCCAGGUUAUCGGCGAAAGCUCCAUCAAGUCAGCUGAGCCCAAGAAGUUCGUUCAGACCUUCGUCCUGGCCCCUCAACCGUCCGGCUACUUCGUCGUCAACGACAUUCUGAGAUACAUUAACGACGAGGACGAUGACGAGGCCGUCCCUGAGGCUGAGGUCCAGCCCGAGGAGCCCGUCGCUGCCGAGGAGCCCGUCGAAGCUGCCCAGCCUGAGGAGGCUCAAGUCGAGGAGACCCCCGAGGAGGAGGAGCCUACCCCGGUCAUUGACCCCAGUGCGGUUGACCAGAAGCUGGAGGAGGUCAGCGCAGCUCCCCAGGAUGUCGCUUCCAACGGCGAUGCCGAGGUCGCUGCCCCCGAGCCUGUCAAGGCCCCCGAGCCCAAGGUUGAGGAGCCCGCCGUUGACCCUGAGGCCGCCGCAAAGGAGAUUGCCGAGGAGGACAUCAAGAUGCCCGAGAAGCCCGCCGAUCCCUCUCCUACCCCCGUCCCGGCUAAGGCUGCCGCCGCCGAGCCCGAGAAGCCUACGCCUGCUCCCGCUCCCGUCCCCAUGAAGCCCAUGUCAUGGGCCAGCCGCGCUGCCGCCGCCGUCGGACCUAAGCCUGUUGUUCCCCUUCCCAAGACCGCCACCCCUCCUGCUCCUGCUCAGGCCAAGGCUCCCGCUCCUGCUGCUGCCGCUCCCCAGCCCGCCGCUGCCCCGGCCGCGAAGGAGCCCGAAGCGCCUGCCGCCAAGGAGUCUUCCCCCUCCGCUGAGUGGCAGUCCGUCGGCGCCGACUCCAAGCGCCAGAACCGCCCGCAGUCCAUCUCCCAGGCCCCCGUCGACAACGGUACACUGGGCUACGUCAAGUACGUCACCGACAAGGUUAAGACCGAGGAGCUUAAGGCAGCCCUCAAUGCCCACGGUGAACUGACCUACUUCGACAUCAACCGUCAGAAGAACUGCGCAUUCGUCGAGUUCGCCAGCCCUGCCGGCUACCAGGCUGCCGUUGCUGCCAACCCCCACGUCGUCAACGGCGAGAACAUCGUUGUCGAGCCCCGCCGCCCCAAGGCUGGUGCCUACGGCGGCUCCAACUACUCCAACACCGGUCCCCGCAACACUGCCGGCCGUGGUCGCGGCGGCUUCGAGGGCAACCGCUCCGGUAGCCAGGGUAACGCCCGCGGGAACUUCUCCGGCGGUCAGGCCCGUGGCCGCGGCAGCGUCCGUGGUCGCGGAGCCUCCCAGGCCGCUGCUUAA